Molecule: messenger RNA, 681 nt
Organism: Trametes versicolor FP-101664 SS1
Lineage: Eukaryota; Fungi; Basidiomycota; Agaricomycetes; Polyporales; Polyporaceae
Product: histone-fold-containing protein
Exons: 6
Coding region: 10-594 (194 amino acids)
Biological process (GO): regulation of DNA-templated transcription
Cellular component (GO): nucleus; CCAAT-binding factor complex
Molecular function (GO): DNA-binding transcription activator activity, RNA polymerase II-specific; protein heterodimerization activity
Source: RefSeq, a predicted model, not a curated record
CGUUCGACCAUGGCCUCCUCUUCUAAACCCUUCGUGCAACCUGGCGAGCCUCUCCAUGAAUUCUUGCGCUCUUUCUGGCAGCGACAGGUGGAUGCGGCGGAGCAAGAAACACCAGACUACCGCCAUCCUCCCCUUCCGCUCGCGCGAAUCAAGAAGGUCAUGAAGAGCGACCCAGAGGUCAAGAUGAUUGCAGCUGACGCUCCCAUACUCUUCUGCAAGGCCUGUGAAAUCUUCAUUGCGGAGAUCACGGCACGCGCAUUUAUCAUCGCCGACUCCAAUAAGCGGCGGACGCUGUCACGCGCGGAUAUUGCUAAAGCGUUGAGCAAGUCGGAUCAAUUCGACUUCUUGAUCGAUAUCGUCCCCCGCGAGGAGCCUCCUGGUGCUGCUGGGCAAGCAGGUGGGAAAGGGCAGAAAAAGGGGGCCGCAGCGCAAGGCAACGGCGUUCCCGCCCCGCAGAGCCGAGAGAACUCUCAGCAAGCCUCGAUAGAGAACGAAGAAGCCAAUGCCGAAGAUGUCACAAACGGCGUCGACUUAGAGCAGCUUCAGUCGUUGCUUCAGCCUCCUGGUCCAAUAGAGCCUCGUUCUCUGUCUUGAGCUUGUCUGUCGGAAUCCCUCACUGUGCAUCUAGUCCAUUCUGUUGUCUGUUGUCGAAGUGUAUUGCUAUUGAGUAUCUUAUUCCCG